Messenger RNA from Erythranthe guttata (spotted monkey flower), 2614 nucleotides. RefSeq names its product putative glucosamine-fructose-6-phosphate aminotransferase (gene GFAT). Gene Ontology annotation, molecular function: carbohydrate derivative binding; L-glutamine:D-fructose-6-phosphate transaminase (isomerizing) activity. Lineage: Eukaryota; Viridiplantae; Streptophyta; Magnoliopsida; Lamiales; Phrymaceae. The record is from RefSeq and is a predicted model, not a curated record. Gene Ontology annotation, biological process: UDP-N-acetylglucosamine metabolic process; fructose 6-phosphate metabolic process; protein N-linked glycosylation.
ACACAUAGUUGACAAUUCCAAAGCCAACCAACACUUGCAAGUUUCCAAGUCACAGGGGCGUAUAAUGACACGUGUACAAAAACAGAAGCUCCCAUUGGUCCGAACACACAACCUUUAAAUGACCUGUUUUAAAAAAUAAAUCAAAAGUCGAGAAUGAUAACGACAGAGUUGAAUUCCAAAUUCCAAUUUCCAAUUCCAAUUUCAAUUUCCUCCCCUUUCUUCUCCCUCCAUAAUUCAUACUUCUUCGCUGAUCUCCGAUAAUCACACCAGAAAUUAAAUUAAAUAAUAAUAAUAAAAAUCAUGUGUGGGAUUUUCGCGUAUUUGAAUUUCAGCGUAACCAGAGAGAGGCGCUAUAUUCUGGAAGUUUUGUUCAACGGCCUCCGCCGUUUGGAGUACAGGGGCUACGAUUCCGCCGGAAUAUCCAUCGAUUCCUCUUUCGAUUCCUCGAAUGCCGAUGCCGUCGUCGUCCCUCCGCCUCUCGUCUUCCGCCAGGAAGGCAACAUCGAGUCCCUCGUCAAAUCCGUCUACCAAGAGGUUGCUGCUACGGAUUUAAAUUUGGAAGAAUCAUUCUCGAUCCACGCUGGCAUAGCGCACACUCGGUGGGCGACACACGGAGAACCAUCUCCCAGGAACAGUCAUCCUCAAACAUCUGAUGCAAGCAACGAGUUCUUGGUUGUUCAUAACGGAGUUAUCACCAAUUACGAGGUAUUGAAACAGACACUAAUUCGACAUGGUUUUACCUUUCAAUCCGAAACCGAUACGGAAGUCAUUCCAAAGCUUGCAAAGUUCGUCUUUGAUAACGCAAACGAAGAAGGUGAUAAGAGUGUGACAUUUAGUCAAGUAGUGCUCGAAGUAAUGAGGCAUCUGGAAGGAGCAUAUGCUCUCAUUUUCAAGAGCAGACAUUAUCCCAAUGAAUUAAUUGCUUGCAAACGCGGUAGUCCUUUGGUACUUGGCGUAAAGGAGCUAACAGAAGAAUCCAGCAAAGCAUCUUUUAACGACCCGAAAUUUCUCUUAAGCAACGGACAACCGAAGGAGCUCUUUUUGUCGAGUGAUCCCAGUGCUCUGGUCGAGCACACGAAACGGGUUUUGGUUAUUGAGGAUGGUGAAGUUGUUCAUCUCAAGGAUGGAGGAGCAUCGAUUUUCAAGUUUGACAACGCAAAAGGCAAACCAAACGGAGCUCUAACAAGACCGGCCUCCGUUCAACGAGCACUAUCAGUUCUAGAAAUGGAAGUCGAGCAAAUAAACAAAGGCAAAUACGAACACUACAUGCAGAAAGAAAUCCACGAGCAACCACAAUCCCUCACCACUACAAUGCGAGGGCGCCUCAUACGCGGAGGCUCAUGCAAAGCCAAAAGCGUCCUUUUAGGAGGAUUAAAAGAUCACUUAAAAACCAUCAGAAGAAGCCGAAGAAUAGUUUUCAUCGGCUGCGGCACAAGUUACAACGCAGCUUUAGCUGCAAGACCCAUUCUAGAAGAACUUUCCGGUAUUCCUGUGACAAUGGAGAUCGCUAGUGAUUUGCUCGACAGGCAGGGGCCCAUAUACAGGGAGGACACAACGGUUUUUGUUAGUCAAUCGGGAGAAACGGCAGAUACUUUGCUUGCGUUGGAAUAUGCGUUGGAAAACGGGGCGCUGUGUGUUGGGAUUACUAAUACAGUUGGCAGUGCAAUUGCUAGGAAUACUCAUUGUGGUGUUCACAUUAAUGCUGGAUGCGAAAUAGGUGUAGCUAGUACUAAGGCAUACACUAGCCAAAUUGUGGUCAUGGCUAUGUUGGCACUUGCAAUUGGAGACGACACAAUUUCUAGUCAAACGAGACGAGAAGCGAUAAUAGAUGGAUUAUUUGACUUGCCAGGUAAAGUGAAAGAAGUACUCAAGCUAGACGAGGAAAUGAAAGAUCUCGCCAAAUUACUGAUUGCCGAACAAUCGCUUCUCGUUUUUGGAAGAGGGUAUAAUUACGCAACAGCUUUGGAAGGCGCGUUGAAGGUGAAGGAAGUUUCGCUUAUGCACAGUGAAGGAAUACUUGCCGGUGAAAUGAAACACGGUCCUUUGGCUUUGGUCGACGAAACUCUCCCCAUUGUUGUUAUUGCUACUCGCGAUGCUUGUUUCAGCAAGCAACAAUCGGUGAUUCAGCAGCUUCACGCUCGAAAAGGUCGACUAAUAGUGAUGUGUACUAAAGGCGACGCUGAAUCUGUUUGUGUCGGCGGAUCGUGCCGUGUAAUUGAAGUUCCGCAAGUUGAGGAUUGCCUACAGCCCGUUAUUAACAUAGUUCCUUUGCAGCUUUUGGCGUACCAUCUUACAGUUCUACGAGGAUACAACGUUGACCAGCCUCGAAAUCUUGCAAAAAGUGUGACAACUCAAUGAGGAACGAAAGAAAGAUGCGCGCAUGUAAUCUUUUUUGGAUGUUCAAUAUGUCGGAAUUUUUUAUUCUAAUUUUUUUCCUUCUUUUUUCGAGGGAAGUGAGUUUUUAGGGGUGUGACAAAUGGCUGUCUUUCUACUGAACUUUGGUUGAACAAAUAGAUACACUAAUCUUUUUAGACAUAUGAGAUUACUAACUGCUGUGAAUUAACAUUGUCUGAAAACUAUAAUUGGUUAUAUGUGUGUUUUGUCUUGUCUUCUA